ACACUGGCUCGCAAGUUGUUUCACUAGCAGAAGUCACACAUCUAUCAGAGACUUUCUAACUGGUCACCAGUGAGUCAUCUUCUGGACCUGAACUGUGAAUUACGCAAGGAGGGCUACUCCUGCCAGGUGAAAUUCAGAAUAUUACAGUUAAGUCUAAAAAUUGCCCCAGAUGAAGGAGAAAGCCCUGCCUGACUGACAGGUCAGCUUCAGAAAAAGCCAAGCCUGAGAAACAAUCCAGAAGUUUUCCACGAUCAGAAGAAAUGAGCACUGAGAGACCUUCCCACCUCAUCAAACAACUAGGGCAGACAAGCAUUCCUUCCCUCAAAAAUAUAAGUGAUUUCUCCUUAAACGCCACAGACUGCACCCAGGUCGUGGUGCCAGAGGAAGUUUUUUUCACUGUUGCUGCUGCUGGAAUACUGGAAAAUCUGCUUGUCCUCAUUGCUGUUGUCAGAAAUAAGAAUUUGCACUUGCCCAUGUACUUCUUCAUUUGCAGUUUAGCGAUUUCAGACAUGUUAGGUAGCUUGUACAAAACUCUGGAGAAUAUCUUUAUCAUCUUAUGCAAAAUGGGGUACCUUACACGUCGUGGGGACUUUGAGAAAAAGCUGGAUGAUGCCAUGGAUUCCAUGUUCAUUCUGUCCUUAUUGGGGUCGAUUUUCAGCCUGUUAGCUAUUGCAGCAGACAGAUACAUUACUAUCUUCUACGCUUUGCGAUACCAUAAUAUUAUGACACUAAGAAGGGCCUUAGCUAUCUUGGCGAUCAUUUGGACGUUCUGUGCUGGCAGUAGCAUUGCCAUUGCCCUCUUCUCUUAUGAAGCAGCAACAGUCAUUCCCUUCACCAUCCUGUUCCCUUUAAUGAUGUUUUUUAUACUGUGUCUUUACAUCCAUAUGUUCCUCCUGGCUCGAUCUCAUGCUAAAAAGAUUGCCUCACUGCCAACCAGCACAGUCCACCAGAGAACUAACAUGAAAGGAGCCAUUACACUGACUAUCUUCCUUGGAGUUUUCCUUUGUUGCUGGGCCCCCUUUGUUCUUCACAUACUCUUAGCAAGGUUUUGCCCACAUAACCCUUACUGUGCCUGCUAUAUGUCCAUUUUCCAUGUGAAUGGGACACUCAUAAUGUGCAAUGCGAUCAUUGACCCUAUGAUUUUUGCAUUCCGAAGCCCAGAAUUGCGGAGUACAUUUAAGAAGAUGUUUUGCUGUACCAGGUCGAACCAAAACUGGUAAACACAUCAUGAAAAAUGAAUAUUAUAGAAGAAACCUAUGUGAUGCUGUGCAACAUCAGUUUGCACAGUUAAAAAUACUAAUGAUACUGACCAAAGUAGUACCAUGCGUGUAGGAUACUGCCAGUGAUAUUUAGAGGGCUACCAAAGAAUGCAUGAAAACAAAACACACACAAAACUUUGCCAACCAGACCUCCAGAAAUAUUAGUAAUUAAAUUAAUUCUACUGAUAAUUUUCAUGCAAGUAAAAA
Messenger RNA from Cuculus canorus (common cuckoo), 1466 nucleotides. It is a transcript of the gene MC2R, whose product is annotated as melanocortin 2 receptor. NCBI's taxonomy places the organism in Eukaryota, Metazoa, Chordata, Aves, Cuculiformes, Cuculidae. Gene Ontology annotation, cellular component: membrane. Gene Ontology annotation, biological process: G protein-coupled receptor signaling pathway. Bases 261 to 1220 code for a protein of 319 amino acids. Gene Ontology annotation, molecular function: corticotropin receptor activity. The record is from RefSeq and is a predicted model, not a curated record. The transcript has 3 exons.